AUGGCUGGGGUAUUGCGUGGAUGCCUGCCGGUGGCGGGCCCGCCGCCCGCCGGCAUCGAGAUCAUCAACCGGGACGGCAGCAGCGUCAACAAGGUGGAGAUCGCCGAGAGGAAGGAGGUGGAGCUGGAGUGCCGCGUCAAGGAGAGCAAGCCUGCCGCCACCAUCGUCUGGUUCCGCGACAACGUGGAGCUCAAGCUGAACCAGCGCGACGACUCGACGACCGAGGUGGUGUCCAAGACGCGCGGGCCGCGCGCCUCCAAGUUCAUCGUCACGUCCAAGAUCCGGCUCACGCCCACGCACCAGGACGACGGCACCAACUACACGUGUGAGGCGCGCCACGACGCCGUCAACAAGCCCAUGCGCGCCACCGUCACGCUGUCCGUGCUGUACCCGCCCGGCGCCCCCUACAUCGAGGGCUUCGACAGCAACGUGGUGCAGCGCGGCCGGCAGCUGGAGCUCAUCUGCAAGAGCCGCGGCGGCAACCCCCUGGCGCAGCUCAUCUGGUACAAGAACAACGACCCGGUGCACAUGAAGUACUUCACGCACGACGCCAUCUCGGAGAGCACCUACACCUUCACGGCGGACGCGUCCGACAACAACGCCGUGUACCGCUGCGCCGCCACCAACAUCAUGAGUCAGAAGCCGCAGUCGGCGCAGGUCACCGUCACCGUCGAGUUCCCGCCCACGCACGUGGUCAUCAACGGAUCGGGCGAGGCGCGCGUCGGCGACGUGGUGCCGCUGACGUGCACCACGGACAACUCGAACCCGCCGGCCGAGAUCCGGUGGACGGUGGGCGGCAAGCAGGUGCACAACGCCACGUCCAGGAGCGUGCUGUCCAAGGACGGCGGCUGGAUCACCACCUCGGACCUGGUGACCUCCAUCCCGCCGGGGCCGCGUUCCAUCAUCGUGGUGUGCCACGGCCUCAACAUGGACACGGCCGUGGGCACGCACACCAUCGAGGUGCAGUACCCUCCGAGUACCCUGAUGAUCCACGGAUACAAGCAAGGCACGAACAUCGGCGCGGGCAGCCGGCAGCGAAUCACCUGCGUCUCUACCGGCGGCAAUCCACCUGCCACCCUCACCUGGUACAAGAACGACAAGAAGAUAAGUUCCACUUCAAAAAUCCUCGACAAGUCAGUGUCUGCCGAGGUGGAUUUUAUUGCCAACGCCACAGACAACGAAGCACGCUACAAGUGUGAAGGCACAAAUAAGGCAACUGAAAUACCGUUGACUGAAGAGCUCAAGCUCAGUGUUCUCUUUCCUCCAGACCGAGUGCAAAUAAAGCGAGAGCCAGCAGUAUUGAAACCCGGUCAAUCUGCCACUUUAACUUGCGACUCUUCCUCUAGUAAUCCUCCAGCUGUUUUAACUUGGUGGAGGGAUGGUAUUCCUGUGCUGGGAACUACCAACUCUUCAUCUAAGGGUCUGCAUGGUGGCACGGUAUCCACCGUCAAAGUGACUUUGGAUGUAACUGCUGAUCUGAAUGGUAUUGUCUACACAUGCCAAGCUAUGAAUGAAGUCCUGCAGCGGAGUGUACAUGACGCAAUUACAUUAGAUGUUUUAUACAAACCAAUUUUUGAAAGUGAGCCUGUUGAGUCCUUCAAUGGAGUUGAAGGCCAACCUAUGCUCAUAGCUCUUCAAGCUCAUGGAAAUCCAUCCAAUAUGACAUAUAUUUGGAAAAAGGAUGGCAAGGUUCUCAGUCAAUCUUCUGAGAGUCAUUCAAGAGUUCUCAUUGAUGGACCAAUGCUCAACAUUUCAUCCCUCCAUAAAGACGACACUGGUGCCUACACUUGCGAGGCAGUGAACAGUGAAGGCACUUCCAGCACUCAUAUCAACAUCAGUGUCAACUAUCCUGCUAGAAUUAUUGGUAUUACAACAGACACACUUGUGUCAAAUGGAGAGGAUGCUCAAUUGAAUUGCACAGCAGAUGGAAACCCAUUAAAAGUUGAUCAUGUCACUUGGCGUAGAGAAGGUUUCUCCGACAUGGCAUCGAGAACAUCAACUGUUUUCCGAAAUAAUACAUCAGUCUUAACUAUUCUCAAAGCAACCAAAGAAGAUAUUGGAGCAUUCCUCUGUGUUGUUAACAAUGGCUUGGGGAAUGAAACAUCAGCUCCUGCUUACCUACUUGUUAAACAUAAACCAGACAUUGAUCUGUCUCCUGUACUUGCCAAGGCGGCUGCAAAUGUUGGGGAUACUGCAAGAUUAACAUGCCGUGCGAAGGGUGCACCAGAUAUUCAAUUCAAAUGGUCUAGAGAUGGAACUGCCAUACCUGCAAACACCACCAAAAAAUAUUCAAUUAACUACCUCAAGGCUGAUGUUCUCACACAUGAAUCAGUUCUUCUAGUCCACAAAGUGGAGCAAGCAGAUUUUGGACAGUAUCAAUGUACUGCACAAAACGAAAUUGGCUUUUCCACUAAUUCUGUUGAGCUUGACAUUACAUCAAAACCAGACCCUCCGACGAAUUUGAAUGCAAAUGAAACGACACACAACUCCAUUACCCUCUCCUGGGUUCCUGGGUUUGAUGGUGGCUUGCCUACCACAUUUCGAAUUCGGUAUAAACCAUCAGGUUCGGCAAACGAAGCCUAUCAGUAUGCAGAUGUGACACCAUCCAAUGCUUCAACUUACGUUGUUCGAAAUUUGGACCUGGCUACGGAGUAUGUUUUCUCUGCUAUGGCUCUGAACAAACGAGGUCCAAGUGAUUAUGCUGGCCAUUUGAAGGCACAUACAACAAAUGAAGCCCCUCCUCCGGUACCUGCUGGAAGCAGCAUGAACCAAGAUGGUGCAGAAAUGUUAUCUGAAGAACUUUUGGGUAGAGCAGACCUUCCUCGACUAGUGGUUGUGAGUGUAGCCAUCACAGGAUCAAUCCUCCUGUUGCUCAACAUUUUGUUAGUGGGCUGCUUUAUGUACAGGAAACGUAGACAAAGACUACGCGAAGCAAGUGAACAGAGUAGUAGCAAAUCUGCCACAAUAGAAAUGUAUGCUCCAAGUAGUUACAAUGAAACGGUGACUGGAGAAACACUCAGCUCAGUUUCUGAAAAAAGUGAAAGCUACUCAAAUGCUGAUAGCAAUCCUGACUACUUGGUGAGAAAACAACAGGAGGAUGGUAGGAAACCUGCUGCCAGUACAUAUCUGAUAGACCAGAUAGACUAUCCCUUCGAGUACUGUGGAUUUGAGAUGCAACAUCAACAUAAUCAUCAGCAUCCAGGUCAUCCUCACCCUCAUCCUCAUCCCCAUCCACACCAUCACAUUGGGAAUAAUACUUUAAAACCACCACAUACUGACUCAGUAAACUCAGUCAACACUGGGACCCUCAGGAAGCAUCAGCCAAAUUAUAACAAUCACAACUCUGGAGGAGUGCAACCAGGUGGUGAUCCAUUUUAUGGAAUAUCCCCUGAUGCUAGAUAUAUUGCCUAUCCACCACCAGCAGAAUUUUCACAACCGACGGGCAAUGGAACUCUGCGCAGGGGACAGCAUUUAGCACCAAUGGGAACGGGUCCCGUAGGAGUUCCCCCUGACGUUACUGUCUUGCACAACCCUCCAAUUCCUCCUCCUCCUUUGUUGUCAACAUUCAGUUAUCCAGCAGCAAUGGAAACGGAAGGUCAUUUAGUGUGACCAAGCGAAAACUGUGAUGUGGGUGGUGAAAACCCAUCCCACAUUGUCUUUCAGCUAAGACUGUGAUCCUAGUGUCUAUCCACUGCCACAAACCAAACUGUUACAAUCUUUUACAUGGACUAUUGUGGUGUAACGUGUUCAUGUUUGCAUGUUGGUGGAAAGACACGAUUUUGCUGAUGUGGCUCUUAAAUGUUGGCUAGUUUGUGAUCUGUUAAAGGAAUGGUUUGGUUGUUUUAAUAGGUCUUUGCCACAUUUUUGGCAAAGAUGUAUUGAAAAGCUCAUUUUAAAAAAUGUAGGUGGUUCUAUAUGGGACUGCCCUCAAAAGAAACAGGGUUUUUUGAAAACAUAUUGUGUUUUAUUAUUAUUAUGAUAAUUAUUAUUUGUUUUUUUUUUCUAGGAUACAUGUACAAAUUUAAAAAAAAUAGAUAGGGAUUUUCUAUUAAGUAUUUUUCCAUUUGAUGUAUUGCUAGUAAAUUGAGAGCCGGUGAACCAUUUCAUUGCUAUGAGGAUCAUGAAGCCAUUUCAUCCCAAACUCUGAUCGUGUUCUUACCUCUGUUGAUUUAUCACAUUGUUUGAACAUUAAGUUUACAAUCUUCUUUUGAUUUGCAUCAGCAUGUGAUCAAAUGAUACAAGAUACUGAACUGAUGUGUGUUAUUCUUAUGUGUUAUUUGCUCACAAGGAGGCAAAUUCAUUUCUGUAGAUAGUAGUUAAUUCAGAUGUGGUGCUAUUCUGUCAAAAAGUACAGUAAAUCCAUUCAAUGUACAGUUACUUUAAGGUUUGUUGUGUACAUAGACAUUUUCCAGCUACGACUGGAUGGACAAAAAUGCACUUGAAUUCAAGCAGUGAAACAAGUGAAGACAUAUUCAAAAGUAACCUUUUAAAAAAUGUAUUAUUUUCUCAUAUUGUGAGUGUUUUGAGUGCGUGAGUGAGCUAGUCUUCAAUGUAUACCAAAGCUGUGGGUCAGAUAAAUGUCAGCAGGUGACUUAUUUGUAGUGAUUUGUCUUGACAUCCAUGAAUUUCACUAGAUGCAAUACCUGGCAUAUUGGCUAAUGCCGUCUGAGCAAUCUUGACCAAUUAAUUUAAUUGCCUUCAGGCAACCUUUUUAUUUUAUUUGAAAAAGAUUGAAGGAAAUGAACUAAUUAAUACUCCUUUGAAAAUAAAAUGUGAGUGGAGGAAGAGCAGCAGCUGUAUAAAUGUGGCACAAAACUCUCUGCUGUAGUUAGUAUAUCCUCAAGGUUUAAAAUGAAAACUAUCUUUCAGAUACCUCACAAAGGCAUAUUCCCACCCAAGAUCUUUUCUGUUUCUUUGCCGAGACACUCCUGUAACAAAUUAUUUCACUCUCUGCCUUUUCCGAUCUUAAAAUAAUACUAUUAAUAAUACCUCAAAAGAAAGAGCAUCUGUAGUGAAUGUAAGUAGAAGAAAUUUUUAACUCAGCAGCCAUGGUAUUGCUAAUUUUCUGAAUUUUAUACAAUAAAGAGAUUCAUGUGAUAAUGAUGUUUUCAAGAAAUUGCCUGGAUAACUUUGAAACUUCUGUUAUAUCAUCCAGUUUCAUGCAGGUUCUAAUAAAAUGUAUAUCUGUAUCUGUAAGUGUAUAAAUUAGAUCUGAACUGUAUAGUGCUCCUUCAAAUAUGCACUGCCAGCUUCAACUUUGCUGAGACCUAAUUUGAAAUGACUGCCAAUUGUCCUGAGUGUUAAAUACAAAAUGUUUGUUUGUGAUGUUCAUCACUUUCUAAGGCAUUAAUUGAUGAGAUAAUACAUACAGCCAAGUGUUACAAUUGCAUUAUAAAGUUUUUGAUCUCAUCUAUUUUAUUCCAUGAAGUAUAACAUGGUGUGUCACAUGCACCCAAGGUGAAGAGCUCUUUACUUGUUUAAGUUUGCCUCCUGUUAUUUUUUACCUCAAUUUACAUUGUACUAUACUCCCCUGGAGUAAAAAAUUAAAAAGUCACAAGUUA
This is a messenger RNA of Thrips palmi, 5561 nucleotides long. It is a transcript of the gene sns, whose product is annotated as nephrin. The record is from RefSeq and is a predicted model, not a curated record. The transcript has 18 exons. Bases 1 to 3609 code for a protein of 1202 amino acids. Gene Ontology annotation, molecular function: protein binding. Lineage: Eukaryota; Metazoa; Arthropoda; Insecta; Thysanoptera; Thripidae.